Molecule: messenger RNA, 6595 nt
Organism: Episyrphus balteatus (marmalade hoverfly)
Lineage: Eukaryota; Metazoa; Arthropoda; Insecta; Diptera; Syrphidae
Gene: robo1
Product: roundabout homolog 2
Exons: 24
Coding region: 1904-6346 (1480 amino acids)
Biological process (GO): cell-cell adhesion; axon guidance
Cellular component (GO): plasma membrane; axon
Molecular function (GO): protein binding
Source: RefSeq, a predicted model, not a curated record
GAAUUUAGAAAACAAAAAAAAAGGUUGUUAUUAGAAAUUGUUAUUUCCUUUUUUGUAAAACGAUGAUGAACUCCAUUCAAUAGUUUCCCCCAAUUCUUUUUUUUUACUCACAAUUUAUAAUUCACAUUCACAUAAAUCGUUUAUAUAUUUAACGAUUAUUUCGAACUCGGUUGGUUUCUUUUUUGUUUUGGGUUUGUUUGUUUGCCUCCCUCAUUAUUAUUAUUGUGAAUCUUAUCGAAUCACCAAAUCGACGAAUAUUGUCCUUGUUAUUGGAAGUGAUAAAUUAACGACGAAAAUUUAUUUUAACUCUUCUGAAUCGGGUUAAAAUAAAAAUACAAAAAGAAUACAAAAAAAAAUACAAAGUGAAAUUAAUUCAAAAAGAAUUUUGUAUUUUAUCGAAAAAGAAGAGAGAUAUGCGAGUGAAAAUGUGAAGUUUUAAAAGCAAAUCGAUGUCCUGCGAUAAGGAAAGUGAAUAAGAAAUUAUUUAUUUAUUGUUUUUUCUUUCUUUGAAUGGUGAAAUCAAUUAUUGUGAAUUUUUUGUGAAAACAAGAAAAAAAAGUUUAUUAUUGUGAAUACAAUUUAAAGCAUUUUUGGAUUAAAAUUAAAAAAAAAAUAUUUAGUGUUUGGUGUUUAUUUCUUCAUCAUCAAUUUCAAUUUAUUAUCACCAGCAGAUGCAAAUUGUAACGGAUUAUUAUGGAGUAAUAUCACAUUUUAGUAGCUGCCAGAGGAUUUUUUAUUGAUAAAAAGACAGUGUUUGUAUACAACAAGGACAUCAAACAGAAUACAAGGACAUUUUGGGGAUUGCCCCAAGAAUAUAUCUAUCUCUACUCCCACACCAGCUAUAAAGUUAAAAGAAAAGUAGCACUUCCGAACGAAGAGAGUGUUCUUAAACGAAAGUCACACAGGACGUGUUUGAGACUUUCAACAAACAACAAAAAAAAAAGGAUACAAGCUAAAAAAAUAAAAAUAUUGGAAAAAGAAAACUGAUCCUUCCCAAUUGAAUUCAUACUGUUUCUUCCCUCCUUUUUCUUCGAACGAAGUAUAAAAUAAAGUUUGAACAUUUUUGGUUUUGGACUUUUGCACAAACACAUUUCAUCCUGUGGCGUUUGUUCAAAGAGCUUCCGUUUCGUUGUUGGUGUGUAUUUAUCCUAUCCUUGGCGCGAUAUAAUAGAGAAAGGACAUGAUAAAUUGAGAGUCUCAUAAAAAUUUCAACUAAGAAUUUAUGUAAUGUGUUGUUGGUUACAAGACGUCUAAACACACCAAGGACAAGUAUAGUACCAACAAGAAAAAAACGAUACAACACCCUCUCGCUGCCGCCGGUCAUAUCCUUUCUGACUACUUCUUCGGUCUUUUCUUGGUCUUGACAUCGUCUAUAUCGUCUACAUCGCCGCGUGUGAGUUUCUUUUUAGCCCCAGCCAAGACUAACACUUUGCGUGUGUCUGUGUGUGUAUAAGUUAUUUUUAUUUCACAUUCAGUUAUAUCCGCCAUGAUAGUCCUCAUCGUCGUGUCCUUAUAAAAUAUUCAGUAAAAAAUUUUUUUCGUCUGAAGUUGAAAAAUUGCAAAGAGGAUAUAUCUCGUUUGGGAAUUGCACACCGUCAAGUGCACCGCGCGUAUUCUCUGUCACGGUCAACUUGGAGGAAAGUAACCUAAAUAAUUGAACACAUCUACAUCAAGAGGGAAUACUCUUCUUCUUCAGACAGAGAAAAAAAAAAAGGACUAUUCUGUAUAUCUGUGUGGCUUGGAUAAAUAGAAAAUGCCAUUAGCCAUUCUUGCUUUGGCUGGAAUCAGCGGUCAUUCGGUUCGUAGUUGAAUAGUAGUCUCGAUUUCUUCCUUUUUGUUCGUCCUUACUUAGUGUGUCGUAUAGUCGGUGUAUGUGUGUGUGUCGUCGUCAUACUAUUUGUAUAUGGAUGUAGGUCUGAAGACGGAUAUAGAGUUUAAAAUGCGGAAAAAUUCGAAUGUUAAGUGUUGUGCGAUAAACGAUUUGGAAAUGUCUCAAUAUCGGUUGAAUUUAACGAGGAUACAUGUCGGUCGGUCGAAACGACGAUAUCCUGCGCUUGGAUUAAGCCAAAUUUUAUUGGUUUUCUGGAUAUAUUGUUGCUUGGCUGUUACUGUAAAUGCUCAAUACCGUUCACCACGUAUAACCGAACAUCCAAGUGAUUUAGUAGUGAAAAAAAGUGAUCCGGCCACACUGAAUUGCAAAGUUGAGGGCAAACCCGAACCGACAAUCGAAUGGUUUAAGGAUGGCGAACCUGUCAAGACGAACGAAAAAAAAUCACAUCGUGUCCUUCUGGAGAAUGGAGCCUUAUUCUUUUACAGAACGGUACACAGUAAAAAGGAACAAGAUGGCGGUGUUUAUUGGUGUGUGGCGAAAAAUCUUGUUGGCAAGGCCGUUAGUCGAAAUGCUACGUUACAAAUAGCAGUUUUGCGAGAUGACUUCCGAGUUCAACCAAAGGAUACGCGGGUUGCUAAAGGCGAGACAGCUCUCUUGGAAUGUGGACCACCAAAAGGAAUUCCAGAGCCCUCACUCAUCUGGAUGAAGGAUGGAGUGCCACUGGAUGACUUGAGGGGCAAGUCUUAUGGAACCACAUCACGUAUUCGUAUUGUAGAUGGUGGCAAUUUAUUGAUAAGCAAUGUCGAACCAAUUGACGAGGGCAACUAUAAAUGUAUAGCACAAAAUCUAGUUGGAACAAAGGAGUCAAACUAUGCCAAAUUAAUUGUACAGGUGAAACCAUACUUUAAAAAAGAACCCCAAGAUAGCACAAUGCUAUCUGGACAAACUGUUCGUUUCCAAUGUCUCGUUGGUGGUGAUCCACAACCAAAAAUUCUUUGGAAAAAAGAUGACGGCAACAUCCCAACAGCAAGAGCCCGCAUCCUUCAGGAGGACCUUAGUCUAGAAAUAACAAAUUUAACAAUUGGCGACGAGGGCAUUUACAUCUGCGAAGCACAAAAUAGCGUCGGACAAAUCAGUGCACGAGCCGAACUCAUUGUUCAUGCUGCACCAAAGUUCGUGUUAAAACCACAGGACAAGAAAAUCGGUCUGAAUGGUGUGGCACGUUUUCAGUGUGUCGCCGAUGGUAAUCCACCGCCAUCCGUUUUCUGGACAAAAGAAGGCUCAUCCAUGCUAAUGUUUCCAAACAAUUCCUAUGGCCACUUGCAUGUCUCCAAUGAGGGUACAUUGCAAAUAAAUGGCGUACAAAAGGACGAUGCCGGCUAUUAUGUGUGCUCGGCAUUUAGUGUUGUCGAUUCCACGACAAUUCGUGCGUUCUUACAGGUGACGUCGGUAGAUGAUACUCCGCCGCCCAUUAUUCAAAUAGGCCCAUCCAACCAAACACUGCCGAAGGGUAGUGUUGCUAUGUUACCAUGUCGAGCGACAGGAACUCCAAUGCCACGAGUCAAGUGGUACAAAGAUGGUGUACCAUUACAGAGUGGACACCGUUUCAUGAUUGUCCAGGGUGGAUCGCUAAGGAUUGAUGACCUACAACAAACAGAUACAGGCUUGUACACAUGUACCGCUUCAUCGGAGAGUGGUGAAACAUCGUGGUCGGCUACUUUAACGGUUGAAAAAAUCAGCUCAUCAGUUCUGCAUCGAUCUCCGGAUCCGAGUACAUAUCCAGCACCGCCUGGUACACCAAAAGUGCUUAACGUUACGCAAAAGAGCAUUACACUACGCUGGACACGAAGUCAAGAGAAGCCUGGAGCUACCAGUCCUAUAAUCGGCUAUACGGUGGAGUAUUUUAGUUCGGAUCUUCAAACAGGCUGGGUUGUUGCCGCACAUCGUAUUCCUGAUCAAACAAUAACGAUAUCAGGAUUGAAACCGGGUACUUCGUAUGUGUUUCUUGUUCGUGCUGAAAAUUCACACGGUCUAUCAGUGCCAUCUGGGCUGUCGAAUGUAGCAAAAACUUUGGGCACAGAUUCGGGUGUGGUGCCACCAGGAGAAUUGUCAGCUGCUAGAGAUGUAUUGAGUGGAAAGGUGGUAGAGCUCAUCGAUGCGGCUGCGAUUAAUUCAUCGGCGGUCCGCCUUGACUGGGUAAUGCACGUCAGUGUGACGGAAAAAUAUGUUGAGGGUCUGUAUGUACGAUUUCGUGACAUUAGUGGCAGUUCGCAGAAAUACAACAUCAUGACGGUGCUGAAUCCAUCGAUUGAAUCGCAUGUUGUUGGUAAUUUAAAGAAAUACACCAAGUAUGAGUUCUUCCUGGCACCGUUCUAUCAGAGUCUAGAGGGACAACCUAGCAAUUCCAAGUUGGUGCAGACAUACGAGGAUGUGCCAUCCGCUCCACCGGAUUCCGUCCUUACCGGGAUGUUGAACCUAACAGCUGGUUGGGUACGUUGGUCACCGCCACCACCGCAACAUCACAACGGCAUUUUACUCGGCUACAAAAUUCAGGUAACAGCAGGAAAUACGGCUAAAGUCCUAGCCAAUAUGACACUGAACGCCACCACUACAUCAGUCAUGUUGAACAGCCUCACAACUGGUGCCACUUACAACGUCCGCGUGGUCGCAUACACUAAAGCCGGCGAGGGACCAUACUCUCAACCAAAAUCCUUGGUGAUGGACCCGGCCCAUCUAAUCUCGCCACCACGUGCACAUCCUAGUGGCUCAAUGAAUGGCAUCACUGGUCCCAGUGGCAAUGGUAUUGGUGGCAGCGGUGGUAUAGACGGACAUGGAAUGGAUCCACUUGACGAUAUAGCCGCCACCACCCACCGGAAGUCGACGAAUGUCGUCCACGAGACCUGGUUCAUGGCACUUGUGAUCACAAUGCUGGUAGCCAUACUCAUCUCGGCGGCAGCUGCAAUGCUCUUCUUCAAGCGCCGUCAUCAGUUGACAAAGGAAUUGGGCCACUUGAGUGUUGUUAGUGCCAACGAAAUCACUGCCCUGAAUAUCAAUGGCAAGGACAGCUUGUGGAUUGAUAGGGGUUGGCGCAGUGCCGACACCGAUAAGGAUUCCGGUUUGAGUGAAACCAAAUUGCUAUCGAAUCCGAACAGCCAGUCGAAUUAUACGUCGGACGGUGGAACGGACUAUGCUGAAGUGGAUACGCGUAACAUGAGUACAUUCUACAAUUGUCGCAAGAGUCCUGAAAAUCCAACGCCAUAUGCGACAACAAUGAUCAUUGGAACAUCGUCCACGGAGACUUGUUUAAAGACGUCAUCAUCGAGCAAUGACCAGGAUUCGGGAACACAUAGUCCGCAUUCGGAUGCGGCUCCACCGCAAUGUUAUGCGGCACAAAACAAGCAUAACUAUCAUCAGUAUCCACCAGAAUUUUCACUCCCACCACCGGAUCAUCCACCGCCAGUACCACAAAAUAUUUGCUAUCAACCUGGUAGCCCACAAUCCAGUAGAAAGAGUUCAAAAUCUGGUGGAUCUGGAAUGUCCACACAUCAAAGUGCUCUCAAUUCAUCAAUUCACAGUAGUUCCUCUGGUGGAUUCUCAACAUGGGGUGUAGCGCCACAAAAUCAACAUUGCGGACCUGCUGCUAGCAAUGCUGGUGGAGUUAAUCGUCAAGAGAACUACUAUAAUAAUCCUCUGCCAUGUGUUGGAGUUGUUGGACAUCCAGGUGGUCAAAGUCGAUAUCAGAUUACACCAACGGGACAACAUCCACCACCCUUGCCACCAUACUAUCCACCUGGACAAGUUCCGGCUGGGAUGCCAACGAGAAAUAUACAUAUCCAUUAUCCACCACCGAGACAUGCUGUCUCGGAUUAUCAGCCAACGGGGACACAAAAUUCAAGGUGCUCGAAUGGAAGAUCCUGCAACAGCUGUGAUGCCCUAUCAUCCCCAGGACAACCCCUGCCACCGCCAUCCUCCACCGAAUGGUAUCAGCCCCUGCACAGCAACAAUUCAAAUCCCCACCAGCCUCCCAUCUAUACAUGUUCCUCAGAGUGUUCCGAUCAUUCAACCCGAAACGACCGACACUCCCAUCACAAUAAUCAUCAUUUGAUGCAUUCAUCACAUCACUCCCAACACUCCCAGCCCAUGACACACAGUCACACCAGCCAUCACAGUCAUCAUUCAUCAUCGAAUCAUCGGGAUCAUCAAAAUGACACAAUGCGGUCGGACAGCAGCCAGGAGAAUAACCCCGGCAAAGUCUACAUGAUGAAUCGAUGCCAGGCGGCAUUCCCCGAAAACGAGGAAUCCGAACGAGAUCGAAUGUUGAAGCAAUGUUCAUACGACACAACCGAUGUAGAGCAUCGAAACUGCAGUGAUUGUUGCAGUAGUUCUCGAGAAGGCGACACAUGUUCAUGCAGUGAAGGUUCCUGUCUAUAUGCUGAGGCUGGUGAACCUGGUCCACCACCGCCAACAAUAACAGCACAGCAACAACAGCAGCAGCAACUAGCUAUGGCAAAGUAGGUCCUUAAAAUUAAGCAUGCAACUGCCAUCAUCCUCCUCCUCCCCCAAAAUGAGACUUAAUUGUGUAGGGUAAGCAUUAAUUUCUAUAGAUUAUAAGAUUCUUCGAUGACAAAAGAGGAAACGAUAUAAUAACGACAAAGAUAAAAAAAAAACUAAAAAAACACAAUCAGAAGGUAAUAAUUUCUUCAUUUCCGCUUUCAAAAUGAUAAAUAACUGCUAUUCUCAACUAUGGGCAUUGGGCACACACAA